This is a messenger RNA of Fukomys damarensis (Damara mole-rat), 5353 nucleotides long. RefSeq names its product PBX/knotted 1 homeobox 2 (gene Pknox2). NCBI's taxonomy places the organism in Eukaryota, Metazoa, Chordata, Mammalia, Rodentia, Bathyergidae. Gene Ontology annotation, biological process: regulation of transcription by RNA polymerase II. The transcript has 14 exons. Gene Ontology annotation, molecular function: DNA-binding transcription factor activity, RNA polymerase II-specific; RNA polymerase II cis-regulatory region sequence-specific DNA binding. Bases 427 to 1848 code for a protein of 473 amino acids. The record is from RefSeq and is a predicted model, not a curated record.
GAAACUCCAACAGGCAAUGAGAAUCAGCCUCUCAAGAGUCUGGACCCUGGACAGGAGAGAUUUCCAGGGUGCCACCUGCUUUCUACCCAAGGAGCAAAGAGGAGGACUUCCACCCAAGUCAAAGGAGGUGGUGAUCUCCAGUGUCUUCCAGUGAAGUCUGGAGCAAGACUCUGAGGACUCUGUCCUCCAUGCGGCUCACUAGAAAAGGGGCUGUAAACUGGACUGAAGAGAGCGCACACCAAGGAAACCAACAAACGGAGACACACACUGCUUGUGCUGUUGGACAACUGGAGUGAAGAGGUGCUCAGGCUGUAGCAACCAGGAAGCGAUUCUAGCCCACCUGGAAGUAAGAAGAAGGGAGUGAGCCUCCUGAAGACCAUCGCAGAGGCCGGGAUCACCCAAGAAUCCUCGAUGUGAAUCAAUCCCAUGAUGCAACAUGCCUCCCCAGCCCCAGCUCUGACAAUGAUGGCCACGCAGAAUGUCCCUCCCCCACCCUACCAGGACAGCCCACAGAUGACGGCAACUGCCCAGCCACCCUCCAAGGCUCAGGCUGUCCACAUCCCUGCACCAUCAGCUACUGCCAGCACACCUGUGCCCAGUGCCCCCAUUGACCCCCAGGCCCAGCUGGAAGCCGACAAGAGAGCUGUAUACAGGCACCCUCUUUUCCCACUCCUGACGCUGCUGUUUGAGAAAUGUGAACAGGCCACCCAGGGCUCUGAGUGCAUCACCUCCGCCGGCUUUGAUGUGGACAUCGAGAACUUUGUCCACCAACAGGAACAGGAGCACAAACCCUUCUUCAGCGAUGACCCAGAACUGGACAAUCUGAUGGUGAAAGCAAUCCAGGUGCUGAGGAUCCACCUGCUGGAGUUGGAGAAAGUCAAUGAACUCUGCAAGGACUUUUGCAACCGUUAUAUCACCUGCCUCAAAACCAAGAUGCACAGUGAUAACCUGCUCAGGAAUGACCUCGGGGGACCCUACUCCCCCAACCAGCCCUCUAUAAACCUUCACUCACAGGACCUCCUACAGAAUUCCCCCAAUUCCAUGUCUGGAGUCUCCAAUAACCCCCAGGGGAUUGUGGUCCCAGCCUCAGCGCUCCAGCAGGGCAACAUCGCUAUGACAACCGUCAACUCACAAGUUGUUUCAGGUGGAGCCUUAUACCAACCGGUUACCAUGGUAACCUCCCAGGGUCAGGUGGUCACCCAAGCAAUCCCCCAGGGAGCCAUCCAGAUCCAGAACACACAGGUUAACCUUGACCUCACCUCCCUCCUGGACAAUGAGGAUAAGAAGUCCAAGAACAAACGAGGAGUCUUGCCCAAGCACGCCACCAAUAUAAUGCGUUCUUGGCUCUUCCAACAUCUCAUGCACCCCUACCCCACGGAGGACGAGAAGAGACAGAUCGCAGCCCAGACAAACCUCACACUCCUGCAAGUAAACAACUGGUUCAUCAACGCCCGGAGGCGCAUCCUACAGCCCAUGCUCGAUGCCAGCAACCCAGACCCUGCCCCCAAAGCCAAGAAGAUCAAGUCUCAGCACCGGCCCACCCAAAGAUUCUGGCCCAACUCCAUCGCUGCAGGGGUGCUACAGCAGCAGGGCGGCACCCCAGGGACAAACCCCGACGGUUCCAUCAACUUGGACAACCUGCAGUCCCUGUCCUCAGACAAUGCCACCAUGGCCAUGCAGCAGGCUAUGAUGGCUGCACACGACGACUCACUGGAUGGGACAGAAGAAGAGGAUGAGGAGGAGAUGGAGGAGGAGGAGGAGGAAGAGGAGCUCGAGGAGGAGGCUGAUGAGUUGCAGACGACGAAUGUCAGCGACCUGGGCUUGGAACAUAGUGACUCCCUGGAGUAGUCACAGCCCACACGGUGCUGAUCACCCAGCAGCGGAGGAGCAGCGUCAGGAGGGUUCAGGGUGGGGGGAGGGCAUGGGCAGACAGUACCGAGGAAGUUGUGCCCUCACUUCCCCGAAUCAGUAGCUUGAGGUAAUGCAGAGGAGAAACCCUGCUCCUUCCCAGCCACCAGGCUUCAACGAGCACCCAGCCUGCUUCCCUAGAACUGGAGAGGAUGCCACUGGGGAGCCAUCAAGCAGCCUCUAUGAAAAGACAGGACUGAGAACUGGACUUACCAAAUCCCCGAGGACAGAUGGCACCAGCAAGCCCUCCACGGAAGGACUUGAUUGUGUACAAGCCCAGCACUGUGAGGUGGAUUGGUGUUAUUUGCAAAGUGGGUUUUGCCAAGAGACGACUUGGAAGGGAAGGGUGACACAACCCCCCACCCAAGGAUCUCUGCUCCUCUAAGAGACACUCGAGGACAGGAGGGACCCCAAAAGCGCAAUCAGCAGCUGGAGGAGGGGGAGGACCUGAGGCAACAGGUCUUGCAGACCAGACUGGGCCCUGGACUCCAUAGAGUUCCAUCUCAGUCCCAGGGCCUACCUGUGGGCCCAGUGACCAUGGGCUUGGGAGAAGGGGAAGGGAGCCAGCAGAGCUUCCUUCUCUUUCUCCUGAAAACACAUCAUUAGCUGUUGGGCUCCAUCUGUAAGAGGCUAAAGGAGUUCCUCCAUCUGGGUUGGCUCUAGGAGCCAAGGAGGUGGUAGAAUCUGGACUGGGAGCCACAUCAAGGUGACUUUGGGACCACAGCUGUCCCUAGGCGGUCAUAGAACUCAGCUCCUAUAACAACAGGACAAUGAUGUCUUACCCUAGAUAUUCCCACCCUCAGAUGAAGCUCUUCAGAUGCUCCAGGCCCUCCACAGACCUUUGGAGAGUAGACCAGAGUGAUUUGGAAUCUUCUCACCCCACGGGUCACCGUGGCUAUUCCCCUGCUCCCAGGCUGACACCAGCAGCCUCCAGCCUCUCUUCUUUUUUUCCUUCAGAGAAGACGCAUGAAACAUGGGAAAGAAGCAGCAGCCAGUGGGAAGGCAGGGUUUGGAGAAGGUGCUGCAUCCUUCUUUUCAUCAGUAUCCAAAAUGGCAGAAGGGGAUGGCACUCAAAAGCCUGCAGAGGUGCCCACCCCACCCACUUCACUGCUCUGCGCACCUGCACUGUACACAGUGCUGGAGGGACUGGAGCUUCUGGGAGGAGGCUUUCCACCUGCUCUCACACUUUCUCCCAGCCCAACUUUUGUCCCAGGCCCCCAUCGUGGGCACUCCCUCCUCCUGUUUCCUCCCACCCUGUGGCUGUGAAGGACAGGACUAAUCACACGUGUUUCCCAUUGGGUUUAAUUUGACGGACGUGCAGUUUCAUUUGUAAAUUGUGCAUUGGCCAUCUCCUUCAGUGGCAUGAUGUGAGUGGCUACCUGGCUCAACUGGAGGGGACCUCAGGGCUUCCUGGGGCUUCCCCUCCCCUACCUGGUUGGGGUGGAGCAAAAGGAUAGUCGCUUUCCUGAGGUCUCCCUGAAAUGAAUGUAUUCCCCCCCCUCAAAAAGAGCUGAUAUUUAAUGUUUUAAUAGGGAUUUUUGAGAAACAAAUAACCUUAUUUAUAAUCUGGGUGAUCCAAUCAUUUUUUACUCCCUUUUGAUGCCAUAGGUAGAGGGAAGUCUAGCUUUUUUGGCGUGAGACUUUUGCAACGCGCAGAGGGAUAAAAUACAUUUCCUCUUCUGGUUCAUUUUUCUGGCUAAAAUACACACACACACACACACACACACACACACACGCACACACACACUCACACCCUCUUCCACGCACCUCAACAACAUCCUACCCACCCAGGCACAUCUGCCUCACACAUGCCCACAUCUCUUCCUCCAGCCCCACCCACCUGCCUAAUGUUAUGCAACCUCCUUCUGAUGUAUCCACCAAUCCAGUACUGAAUGUGGCCAAGACGUUUCAGUAAAUCUUAUUACCUACCAUAACCCUGGUGCGCAACUCUGUUUCUGGGGCUGCUGUACAGGUCCCUUCUUUCUUUAGCGGGACCCUGGGCCAUACAGAAUUUGGAGACCUCAGCAUCUACUCCAUUACACUGAUUACCUAUAGGAAGGGGCAAAGGAAAGGACUCUGUAGGCAACCUCAGCUCCUCUCCCCUCUGUCUGGGGAGGAAGAUGGCCAAAUUUGGCACAUUUACCUUGUAUGUGUCUAACUAAAACAAAGAGAUCAGAAAGGACAGUAGAAAGCUCCAUACUGCCAUCUCCUGACACUCUCCCCAUACUGCAGUAGAGAGUGCUGAAUUUGGUCCUUGGCUUUCACCAUUCUCCACCACCUACCUCCAAGACUUUUGUAUUCCCUGUCUCCAUCCUAGGCCUGAGGGAUUCAUUAUCUCAACUGGUUCUGCCACAGCACCACACCUCAGCACUCAUAUGCCUACCUCACCAUCCCCCAGGUGAAAGGUCCCAGCAACCCAGAGGAGCUGCAGUCUUGACUGCACCUUUAACCCAGAGCUAUGUCUGUGGUGUGUGUAUGUGUGUGUGUGAGGAGGUCAGGAGGCUUCCCUAGAAACCUGGUUUCCAGCACUGAGUUCCCUAGAGUAAGAAGUUGUUUGGGGCAGCUUAUCUCCCUGGGAAAGAGAGGAGCCUUCUUGUCAACCUCAGACUAGAGCUUUCCUUUCCCUGGGAGCUGUUGCUGAGAUAACCAGAGCAUCUGUGGAAGCAGGAGGGGAGUUCCUUGUCCCACACCACAAAGGCUGCAGAAUGUGCACACACCCAUAGGUCUCCUAGAGUCAGGCCAAGGAUGGGGCAGGGGGUGGUCACUUAGAUGAGUCCAGGCAGCUCUGAGGGAGGCUCCCCAGGUCACAGUUCUCACAGAGACCAGUUCUAUCACCACACCAUCACCUAGGGAGAGUUCUGCAAACUCUUUUCUUUGGACAGAUGGAAAAAGUCAAGAUCCCCAAAAAGAUAAUGCAUUAGAAGCAUUAUCUUUAAAAUACCUAGUAUUUUAAAGCGGUAUUUCCAAGGAACAAUUUCAAAGGUGUACUACCAAGGAAAAGAAGUUGUGUGGCCAAAUUAGCCUAGUGCUAUAGUAUGGUGCAUAUUAUACUUUGCUAGUAGAGUUUCACAAUGCAAUUCAGUGUGUUAAAGACUCUGAGAAGUCCUACAGGAAAGAAACCUGUUGAACUUUGUUUCAGAUAUUCCCCAGAUUUCGUGUCCCCCUCCAUCAAGUACAUAAUAUCUACUGAAGAGAUACAAGAAUUUCUGAAAAACACACUUUAGGAACGCUAAAGUUGGAGAGAUGUAACUUAAGAGGUAGAGUGCUUGCCUAGCAUGCAUGAGGCCCUAGGCUUGAUCCCAGACCCCACACACAAAAUGAAGGAAGGAAAGAAGGAAAUUACAGAAACAAAUUGCAGAACAGCCUGUCCCAGCCUCUCCUCUUCUGCUUUUUUUCUAUUUUCUAUCUUUUUGCCAUCUUUUCAAGAACGCUGCCAACUAAAAAG